GGAUCUUGUCUAGGAAACGACUGAGAUGGUUAGACAUCGGGUUUAAAAGUGAUCUGUUAAUAUGGAUGCCGUGUCUCUCUGUGAUGAGCGCUGUGUGAUGAAUGAAUUAAAUCAGACCAAGGCAGAGGGACCUGCUCCAAGUGAGAUCCCGAAGGUGUCAUUGUGUCCCCCAGACAGUGAAGAUGCAGAGUCUCCAACGAAUGAAGUCCCCAUAGAGGGGGACCACAUAAACCAUCUGUUCACCCCACCUUCCUCCUCUCAACUGUACGACCAAGUGUUGCAGAGUCAUGCGUACCAGUCACCUCGCAUCAAGAGAUGCCAGUGCUGUGACCACCAGCAGCCAAUCACAGACAACAUCUGUAUGAAUCAAACAAAUGUCUCUUCUCAUUCAGACUACACGUGCAAUGCUGUCAAGACAGUCCACAGAUGCAGUCCCUUCCACCAGCCUAUAUGUCACAACACAAUGCAGUGUCCCUGGCUGCAAGGAUCACAUGAUGGCAAUAACUACAAGCCUGUUCAGCGUCAUGUGGUGACAGUCAGGACUGAGAGACUCCACCGGAUUCCAAAAAACUACUCCCAAGUCGUAGUGGAAUACCCAAUGACAGUUCUCAUCUCAUGUGCAGUCGUUCUACUUGCUCUCUCCGUAGCAGGGAUUUUGAUUGGUCCCCUGCCAGACUUUUCUGAUCCUUUAGAAGGAUUUGAGCCUCGUGGAACAGACAUCGGGAUUAGACUGGCAGCGUGGGCAAAGUUGCAGGAGAGUACUGGGCCUGGGAAAGCACUGUCUAUGAUAUCGCAGAAGUUUGUUGAUCAAAGUAUAGGAAGAGAGGUCAGCAGUAAAACCCAGCAGCACUUACAUCAUCGUUCAAGGAGAAUGCUACAUACAGACACUACUGAGAAUGCCUAUUUUUGCAAUGACCCAGGAGAUCGUUAUGCCCAGCUGGUAUUCCGCUCAGAAAAUUCUGAAAGUCUGUGGAGUCUGAAGGCAAUCUAUUCCAUGUGCGAGAUGGAGCAGACUCAGAUACGCUCAGACUCUCACUUCAAAGAACUUUGCCAGGUCAAAUCAGGGGCAUUUGGCACCAAGGGUAAGGGAGAGUGCUGUCCAAGCUGGUCCCUGGGGAACUUCCUGUCUCUCCUCAAUAAUGUCUCCUCAUGCUUCAGUCUUACAGCUCAGCAGGUAUCAGACAGUUUAGGCUUGCUCAGAUACUGCGCCCCUUACUACCAUGAUGGAAGCCUUGUUUCAUCAUGUGCGGAAAGAGGCAAAUAUGGCUCUUGUGCAUCUGUCCCACAUCCCUGCAAGCACUCCAGCAUCAUCUAUCAAAUUCUACAUUACCUGGUGGAUAAGGAUUUCCUAGGGCCGCAGACUGUUGAGUACCAGGUUCCAUCUCUAAAAUAUAGUGUCCUGUUUCUACCAAUGACGAAAGGAAAUGCAUUAAUGGAGAUUUAUCUGCAACAUCUGGAAGGUCGUGAGCUAACGUAUAACAAUACUACAAUAACAGGAAUGGACUUGGGGAUUAAGCAAACGCUUUUUAAAUAUUACCUCUCAAGAGACUCGGUCUACCCUAUUCUCACAGUUCUUGCACUGCUACUUACAAUGGCCUUGUAUCUUAAAUCAUUCCUUUUAUCAGCCAUGUCACUGGUUGCAGUCACAUUAUCACUUUUGACAUCUUAUUUUUUUUACAAAGUUGUAUUUGGCCUAUUGUUUUUUCCGCUUCUGAACCUCAUGGCAGUUCUCGUCCUUUUUGGAAGUUGUUCAAAUCAAGCCUUUACCUUUAACGACUUUUGGAAGUCACAACUGAGCCAUAAUCCUCCAGUUGCACUAGAAAAGAGAAUCCACCGCGUCUUACAGGAAAUAGGGUACUUGAUCUUAGUGUCUGGCUUGACAUCCAGCAUUACAUUCUACUCGGGCUACAUAAGUAGCAUUACAGUGGUGAGGUGUUUUGCAGUCUAUCUUGGUAGUGCGUCUUUAAUCAACACACUUUUUGCUCUCGUUUGGCUCCCCUGUUCUAUUGUUUUGCAAGAGCGACAUGCUGCAGGGGCUUCCAUCUCUGCUGCUAAGCCAUCGUGGAAGCCAUGUUGCUCAAAAAAUCCUGGGGGGUUUUGGGACACAAGUUCAAGGAAGCGGUGCCUUUUCACAAUGGGACAGAAAUUUCGGGGUCUAAAACGAGGAAUCUCAGACACAUCAAAUCUUAUUUUCCUUAAAGUUCUGCCCUGUGGUGUGGUUAAAUUUCGAUACAUAUGGAUCUGCUGGUUUGCAGCGCUGGCUGCUGGAGGAAUUUACAUCGCAUGUGUAGACCCUGGCAUGAAACUUCCAUCGUCAGAUAGUCGGGCAACUCAGCUGUUUCGCUCCAGUCAUCCAUUUGAAAGAUAUGAUGCAGAAUACCGCCACCAAUUCAUGUUUGAGAGAAUGAAACAAGGAGAGGAUGAGCCUAUGACUAUGACUUUAAUCUGGGGUGUCACCCCGGUCGGGGAUGCGGCUCAGUUCAAUCCAAGAAGCAAUGGCUCCUUUACCAUGGAUCCAGAAUUCAAUAUAAGUAGUUCUGAAGCUCAAGUGUGGUUGCGAAAGCUAUGUGGAAAAAUUAGAAACCAGAGUUUUUAUUCUUCACCACCAGCAGAUAAAGAAGCAAUAGAAGACAAUACAUGUUUUGUGGAAGACCUGAUUCACUGGGUUUCUAUUCGCCGUUGUUCUGAAAGUGAAGAUGCAUUUACUUACUGCUGCAACAAUAUUACGUUCCCCUACCCUGCCAGUGUUUUCGAGAGGUGUCUCAAAAUGAUGGUGGAAGAACAGACAAAAACACGCUCACCAAGAAACGCAGGUCUGCGUUUUGAUUUACAAAAUCGAAUUGCUGCACUUGUUGUGGUAUUCAAGACAUCGCAGCUUUACAGCUUUAAUUUCAACAAAACUUCAAAUUUCUAUAAACAAAUCACGUCUUGGUUCAAUAACGAGAUUUCUAGUGCUCCCCUUGGACUGCAGAAAGGGUGGUUCGUGAGCCAGUUAUUGCUGUUUGACCUCCAGCAAUGUCUGAGCUCAGAGACAUUAGUAGUGGCAGGCUUUUCUGUAGCCCUUACAUUUGCAUCGCUUCUGCUCACCACUUGGAAUAUACCAUUAAGCAUUUAUGUGACAUUUGCUGUUGGGGGGAGUGUUUUUGUUACUGUUGGCCUGCUUGUGCUUUUAGAAUGGCAGUUAAAUAGCGUGGAAGCACUGUUCAUUUCGGCUGCUGCAGGCCUCUCUGUUGACUUUGUGGUCAAUUACUGCAUUUCCUACUGCCUGGCCCCAAGCACCGACAGAUUGGGUAGGGUUGCAUAUUCUCUGAAAAAAAUGGGUUGUCCAGUAGCCACAGGUGCAGGAUCAUACUUCUGUGUUGGGAUUAUAAUGCUACCAGCAACAGCACUGCUUUUCAGGAAACUUGGGAUAUUUCUCCUUCUUGUGAAGUGUGUAGCAUGUGGUUUUGCCACUUUUUUCUUUCAGUCACUUUGUUGCUUCUUUGGUCCUGAGAAGAACUGCGGGAAACUAAUCAUACCAUGUGCAAAAGAGACAGCCACAGAAAAUGUACCACCUUCCUGUGCAGGUGUGGAAGCCGGAAACAACAAUCCAUCAGCUAACGGGACGUUCGGCUGCGGUACUGGCACGGGAUCACAAGGGAGAAGAAAUUGUAAUAAAGAAGCAGGUGGAGCACUUUUGUGCCCCGACCAGCACCGCCACAGGCAACAGCAUACAAGGUUAGGGAGGGAGCCAGAGCAGUAUGAGCUACAACCCCUUGCCUGUCAUUUAAGUGACAGCUUUGAAAACAGCACAUGCACUAGCAAGCUGUCUAACAGACCUUCUGUUCUUUCAGAUGACAUUGAGUUCUGUGGUCUCAGUCCAAAGCGAUAUUACGACAGGAUUAGCACUGAAUCUGUGGGUGAGGAAAUAUGCAGCAGGCACCUCAAGGGUUGUAACACUCCCCAAGCUGUCCAGACCUCAUCUCCUUACAAAGAAAGUAAAACACGACCUGUAGUAGUUCCUCCACGUGAUCCAGCAAAAAAAAAGCAUUUGUGCCAGAAAUGCCAUAGCGGACCUGGUAAUAAACUAUGGAACAUCUCCUUGUCGUCCUCUAGCUUGGAAGAUAUCACAGUCACAGAGACCACAAAUGAAAUGACUAAUAAAAGGUCACUCUCUAUGGAUGGGGCCUAUCGAUGUCAUGCACAUAAAAGACUGCUGUCUUGUCAGUCUCAGAGUUCCUUUGAGGGGCUUGAAGAUUCCAACGAAACUUGUUUGAGUGACAUUGAACCAGCAGUCUCUAUCGCUCCACCAACUGUGACUGAAAGAGAGCUGCGACCAGGUCACCUCAACGGCAAGAGAGAUACUUUGCGCCUGUCUCUAAGAGAAACAGUUUAUGACCCUGGCUCUCCAGGGUCUGGAAGGGGACGGGCCAGUCAAAGUGAUCUGCCUGUAAUAUUACCAAACAGUCAACCGGAUUUACCUGAUGUUUGGAUCAAGAGGGAUGGAAAGGGUGAGGAUAACAGUUGA
This is a messenger RNA of Clarias gariepinus (North African catfish), 4507 nucleotides long. It is a transcript of the gene disp2, whose product is annotated as dispatched homolog 2 (Drosophila). NCBI's taxonomy places the organism in Eukaryota, Metazoa, Chordata, Actinopteri, Siluriformes, Clariidae. Bases 62 to 4507 code for a protein of 1481 amino acids. Gene Ontology annotation, cellular component: membrane. The transcript is spliced from 8 exons. The record is from RefSeq and is a predicted model, not a curated record.